AAACGUUUUUACCCAGAUCUUUGAAACCGUAAAAAACAGACACAAUCGACCAGGUUCCCCCUAUAUUUUUUUCCCGCCAUUUUUCGCCUCUUCUGUGUUGGCCUCCUGAAAAGACGAAAUUCUCGCUCGCCUAAACUACAAUUUUCCUUCCCGACGAAACUAAAACUCUGUUGUCUUCUUUUCUCUAACAGUCGGCAACAUUUCUCCUCAUUGAAAAAAUUAGAUAUUAACAAAUCAACCGAUCACAAUCAAAGUUAUAUCUCUACAUCUCUUCAUUUGGGGUGGGUGGAUUCAAGUGAAUUGGAUUCACAACUUUGGGGUUUCUAAAGAUCCAAGCUUCCAAUCAGACUUCAAUUAGCUGAAGAUGUAAGUCACAGAUUUGCAUAAGUAGGUAGAACGUACGGAUUUUUGCCAUACGGUCCGAUUCCCGCAGAUAGAAUACAAGUUAAGAAGGUUUUUGAACGGAAUGGCAGGAACAUCGUUCGUGCGUCUUUGCUAGUAGAGGAUUAAAAGAACCCUAAUACUCAAAAACCUAAGCUAAAACCCUCAAACGCUAGGGAAAUUAUCGCAUCAUGGAAACAUCGAAAGCAGCAGAGGAGGCUUUAAUUCUACUCAGAAGUAGGAUUUGUAACCCUAAUUUCGUUUUCUCUGCUUUAUCUGAUAAACCAGACAGUAACUACAGUAAAUUAAAGUUCCUACUCUCCAGCUCAGUUACUGAAUCCUGCAAUAACUCCGUCUUGCUUCUUGGUCCUCGUGGGUGUGGAAAAAUCCCUGUGUUAGAGCUUGUUUUACAAGAUUUGCAGUCUGAGCAUCCUGAAACAAUUUCAGUGGUCAGACUGAGUGGGAUAUUGCAUAGUGAUGAUAAUUAUGCACUCAAGGAGAUUGCUAGACAACUUUGUUUGGAACAUGACUUGGAGUUUUCGAAAAUGGCCUCAUCUGAUGAUAACUCUCAGUUCAUGAUAGCCAUGCUGCAAAAGUGUGGACUAGAUCAUAGAACACUCAUCUUUGUACUUGAUGAGUUUGAUCUCUUUACUCAGGGAAAGCAAAGACUACUCUAUUGCUUGCUAGAUGCAAUGCAGUCUGUAAUGUCACAAGCUGUAGUUGUCGGUUCCAGUUGCCGCUUGGAUGCAGAUCAACUCCUAGAAAAGAGAGUAAGAUCGCGUUUUUCCCACAGGAAACUAUUGUUUCUUCCUCCCUCUAAAGAAGACCUACAGAUAUUGUUGGAGCACAUACUGUCUUUGCCAGCAGAUUCAAGUUUUCCUCAUGAUUAUGUAGUUGAGUUUAAUGAGAAAAUUCAUUGCAUAUUAGGAGACCAGAGGUUUAAAGCAAUUCUUACGAAACUAUCUGAUGCUGAUUCCAGUGUAAACAACUUGUUGAGCUUUCUAUUUCGAUCUAUUUGCAAUAUGGAUUUAAAAGAAUCAAGGUUUCUUUCAAUAAAAAACUUUGAAACUGCGAGUAAGAGCAUCCAUCAGCAACCCAAGCUUGAAAGCCUGCAAGAUUGUUCUAUUUUAGAGCACUAUAUUAUGGUAUGCAUGAAGAGACUGGAAACUAAAGAGCAGAACUCCUACAACUUCAAUUCUGUUAUGAAAGAGUACAAAGACAUACAUGAUGCUUUCCCGAUUUAUGUCACUUAUUAUGAAAGGGAUAGAUGCUUAAUGGCCUUUGAACACCUUGAACAGCGUGGGUUAAUCUCCUUUGAAGAUGUCAGGGGGCAGAAUCCGUCUGUUCAAUUUCGCUCAGUUAAGCUACUAGUCUCAUCCCAUCAGCUUCAGGAGAGCUUGAAAGCAAACAGUUCCAGUAUUCCCGGGAAAAUUCGGACACUACUAAUGUUGUAAGAGACAAAACGAGAAAAGGGAGGUUGUCAACGAUGCUGGAUGCAUUCUCAUUAAUAAUGCUGGAUGUUAUAACCCUUCUAGAGAAGCAUUACUAUUUUUUGUCAUUGGCUGGAAUAGAUAGCUUCAAGCCUGUGGCGACUGUACCUGGAAGGCUGUGAUCAGAGUUCUAAGCUCAUGAAAUUGCCAUUAAACUGUUCCUGGUUAAGUAAUAAACAAUAUAUUAACCUUAAUUAAUCAUGACUAUGUUUUGGAAAGUUAUUCGUUUUGUUUCUUAUUUGAUACUAGA
Molecule: messenger RNA, 2121 nt
Organism: Papaver somniferum (opium poppy)
Lineage: Eukaryota; Viridiplantae; Streptophyta; Magnoliopsida; Ranunculales; Papaveraceae
Product: origin of replication complex subunit 4-like
Exons: 19
Coding region: 573-1835 (420 amino acids)
Biological process (GO): DNA replication initiation; DNA replication
Cellular component (GO): nuclear origin of replication recognition complex; nucleus
Molecular function (GO): DNA replication origin binding; ATP binding; ATP hydrolysis activity
Source: RefSeq, a predicted model, not a curated record